Molecule: messenger RNA, 2323 nt
Organism: Osmerus eperlanus (European smelt)
Lineage: Eukaryota; Metazoa; Chordata; Actinopteri; Osmeriformes; Osmeridae
Product: serine/threonine-protein kinase NIM1-like
Exons: 4
Coding region: 433-1851 (472 amino acids)
Biological process (GO): microtubule cytoskeleton organization; protein phosphorylation; intracellular signal transduction
Cellular component (GO): cytoplasm
Molecular function (GO): protein serine/threonine kinase activity; ATP binding; tau-protein kinase activity
Source: RefSeq, a predicted model, not a curated record
CCUGCCGGAUAACUGACACUUGAUCAAGACAGGAGGGGGAUAGGCAGGAGGGAGAGAAGGAGCCGGAGGAGAUAAGGAGGGACGGUAGCGAGAGUGUUUGUACUAGAAACUCUUCAGUAGAGGUUGCGGAUUGUCCCUCCGCUCCUCAGAACUUAGUAGUAAAACAGGAGAAGAUAACAUCAGCCCAGACGGGUAGAGUCUGAGACCUGUGACGGACAAAGUGACCAGACAGCCUCCACUAUAAACAGAUGUUCUGGUCAUUUGCUUGAGCAUAUUCUACAGGCUAAGUGCCUGCUUGAUACUUCUACCGGAACGGCUCUUUUCCACACCAAUCAAUAGUGAUUGACGAGGGCCUUCUCAAAGAGCUUGGAGGGCCGCACAGGACAGCAGGGAAUUUCCGGUGUCCACAGCAUCAGAUACAGCCCGCCAACAAUGAUGUCUGUGAACAACCAAAAACGUGUCAAAACUGUGAAAAAUAACAACGCCAUAAAAGGAAGCGUGCUAUGCAAACAGGCUCAGAAGAACACAGCGCCACGCCAUGCCGAGGUGUUCCCUGAUGAAAAGGAAAAACAGAAGGAAAGGAAGAAGAACGACCCACAUGUCAAGAACAAGGAGAACAUACUGAAGUCUGCGCCAGCCGCGGAUGCGCAACAGGUGAAAUCGCACACGGCGCUCGAGAGGGCAUUGUACGACCUGUCACACACAGAGCGGGUGAUGAACGACGUCAUUCUGGGACGGAGGGUGGCGUUCUAUGAGUUGAGAGGAGAGAUCGGAUGCGGAAAUUUCUCCAAGGUCAAACUGGGGAUUCAUGAUCUGACAAAAGAGAGAGUGGCGGUCAAAAUCCUGGAUAAGAUUCGGCAAGACAAGCAGUCACCCUCACUGUUUGCCUCUGAGAUCUCCUGUAUGGAGAGGCUGUCCCACCCUAACAUAGUGUGUCUCUACGAGGUGGUAGAGACUUUCAAGCGCGUGUACCUAGUCAUGGAGUACGCCAGCGGAGGAGAGCUGUUCACCCAUAUCACCACCAGAGGGCCCCUGUCUGACCUGGAGAGCAAGCUUGUCUUCGCCCAGGUCGUGUCAGCUGUCAAACACAUGCAUGAUAACAAUAUUGUGCACAGGGACCUGAAGGCAGAGAAUGUGUUCUACACUACCAGCCAGUGCAUUAAGGUGGGUGACUUUGGGUUCAGUAGCGUUUGUCAUGCCGACGAUGCCCUCCGCACCUUCUGCGGCUCUCCACCAUAUGCCGCUCCCGAGCUCUUCAAAAACAAAAGCUACGUUGGUCAGAACGCUGACAUCUGGGCGCUGGGAAUCCUGCUCUACUACAUGGUGACGGCCACCUUCCCCUUCACCGCCGUCAACCUGAGCAGGCUCAAGGCCUGCAUCCUCCAAGGCUCCUACACUAUCCCAGCCUUUGUGCCCGAACCAUGCCAGCAAGUCAUCAAAGGCAUCCUGAGGCCCGUGCCCGCAGACCGCCUCCACAUAGCACAGAUCAUGACCAGCAGCUGGCUGACGGGUGUAGUCUACCCUCAGGCGUACCCCAACGCUUGCCUCACGCCUGCCCCCCUGGCCGAGCCCGGGCGGACCCUGAGCUUGAGCGAGCUGGACGUGAAGGCAGCCCUCCAGGAUCUGGGCAUCACGGAGGCCCACCUGCUGACCCACAGCUGCCUGGACCUACGGAGUCCCAUCACAGGGGCCUACCGCAUCCUGCUGCAUCGCAUGCACAAGAGGAAGACGGUGGAGGCCAUUGGCUUCAGCUCCAUGUAUCCCAAAAAGCUCCCUGACAGGAGGAGAUGGAGCGAGACCACGGGAGCCAUGGUGAAGCAGACUCCCUCGGCCGUGUGUGUCAUUGUGUAAAAAGAAGUACGGAAAAUAUUAAGUCAUACAUUUUUUGUCGAUAUAAUACAAGACAGUUUGUUGAAUUGUGUUACAUUUGAACAUAUUUGUCCUAACUGUAAAUCCAAUAUGAAGAAUCAUUUAUUAAUUAAGUGAAGAAAAUUGGUUUUACUUUUUACAUACAAUGUGACAAAUGUGUACAUCUUUUUUUAAAUAUAACUGUGUUAAAAUUUGGUUCCCUGAGAGAGAAGUGCUGUAGGUCUGUAAAAUGCCUUGAUAUUGCAACCUCAGGGGAUUGCCUUAACAAGUUCUUUAUUUUGUAUUGAGUGUUGUGCUAGUAUUUUUUUACAGAUAUCACUAUGAUUGUCACUAUCACAAUUACAUUGUGUAAAGCAUGUUGAAGAGAUUUAUUGUAUUAAUUGGUUUGUCAUACUUUUUUCCAUCAUCCGUGUCACUGUAAAUAAUUUGUCACAUAAAAAAUAUGUUAAAUGUA